Messenger RNA from Penaeus monodon (black tiger shrimp), 585 nucleotides. Its product is annotated as vegetative cell wall protein gp1-like. Bases 1 to 585 code for a protein of 194 amino acids. Lineage: Eukaryota; Metazoa; Arthropoda; Malacostraca; Decapoda; Penaeidae. The transcript has 2 exons. The record is from RefSeq and is a predicted model, not a curated record.
AUGAAACAUGAUCGCAAUUAUCUCCAACAUUUUCAAAACAUCGCACAUUCCCCAACACCCAAUCCCCAACACUUCCUCAUUCCUCCAACACCCUUCACCAUUCCUCCAACACCUAAUCCCCAACACUUCCUCAUUCCUCCAACACCCUUCACCAUUCCUCCAGCACCCAAUCCCCAACACUUCCUCAUUCCUCCAACACCCAAUCCCCAACACCCUUCACCAUUCCUCCAACACCCAAUCCCCAACACUUCCUCAUUCCUCCAACACUUCCUCAUUCCUCCAACACCCUUCACCAUUCCUCCAACACCCAAUCCCCAACACCCUCAUUCCUCCAGCACCCAAUCCCCAACACCCUUCCUCAUUCCUCCAACACCCUUCACCAUUCCUCCAGCACCCAAUCCCCAACACUUCCUCAUUCCUCCAGCACCCAAUCCCCAACACUUCCUCAUUCCUCCAACAACCCCUCCCCACCAUCCCAUCCCCUUCCCAUCAAAAUUGUCAAAAUCCUCAAAAUUCCUGAAACCUCAAUAUGCUCAAAACGCUCAAAAUGUUCAUCAGAUUACUCAAAAUGCUCAAAUUCCUUAA